Messenger RNA from Anolis carolinensis (green anole), 1752 nucleotides. It is a transcript of the gene pigb, whose product is annotated as phosphatidylinositol glycan anchor biosynthesis class B. Gene Ontology annotation, cellular component: endoplasmic reticulum membrane. The record is from RefSeq and is a predicted model, not a curated record. NCBI's taxonomy places the organism in Eukaryota, Metazoa, Chordata, Lepidosauria, Squamata, Anolidae. The transcript is spliced from 11 exons. Gene Ontology annotation, molecular function: alpha-1,2-mannosyltransferase activity. Bases 1 to 1614 code for a protein of 537 amino acids. Gene Ontology annotation, biological process: GPI anchor biosynthetic process.
AUGGCGGCGGCCGCCGAGUCAGAAGCACGUCUCCGGAAGCGGAAGCGGGCGCCGCGUGGGCCCGGUUUGGAGAGCCCCGUGGCGGCGUCGUCGUCGUGGGUACGCUUGGCCUUCUUGGUCACGGCGCUGCGGCUCCUGAACGCCUUCCUGGUCCAGACCAGCUUCGUCCCCGACGAGUACUGGCAGGCGCUGGAAGUCGCGCACCGGGCCGCCUUCCGGUACGGUUUCCUGACGUGGGAGUGGGCGCGGGGCCUGCGCAGCGCCCUCUACCCGCUGGCCCUGGCCGGGCUCUACAAGGCGCUGGAGCUGCUGGGGACGGACCGCGCGCCCCUCCUGGUCUGGCUCCCGCGCCUGGCCCAGGCCCUGCUGGCGGCCGUGGCCGACGUGCGGCUCUACUUCCUGGCCAAGCGGAUAGAAGGCCCCGCCGUGGCCCCCUGGGUGGUCUUCUGCCAGCUCUGCUCCUGGUUCACCUGGUUCUGCUGCACCCGGACGCUGACCAACGCCACGGAGGCCGCGCUCGGCACCAUCGCCCUCUCCUUCUACCCCGUGCCGGGCACCCCAUCGGGGGUCAGCAGCGUCCGGUACUUGACCCUGGCGGCCGUGGCCUUCAUCAUCCGCCCGACAGCGGCCAUCCUGUGGGCCCCGCUGGUGCUCUGGCACUUCUGGACCGAGACCCCCGAGGGGCGCCUCCGCCUCCUCCUCCGCUGCCUCUCCGUGGGCCUGGUCACUCUGGGCAGCUCUUUGGUCCUUGACCGGAUGUUCUACGGCAAGUGGGUGGUGGUGCAGCUGAACUUCCUGCGCUUCAAUGUGCUGACGGGCGGGGGCUCCUUCUACGGCUCCCACGCGUGGCACUGGUACUGGACGCAGGGCCUGCCGGCCAUCCUGGGCCCCCACCUGCCCCUCUUCCUGCUGGGAUGCCUCCGGGCCCCGAGGAGGGCCCCCCACCGCCUGCUCCUGGCCCUCAUCCUCUGGACGGUGGGCGCCUACAGCGCCUUGAGCCACAAGGAGUUCCGCUUCCUCCUCCCGGUGCUGCCCCUCGCCAUGCUCUUCUGCGGGCGUGCGCUGCACGGGCUGCGCAAGGGGAGGAGGGCGGUGUCGGCCGGGGCCCUGCUGGCCUCCAAUGCGCUGCUGGCGCUCUACCUGGGCCUGGUGCACCAGCGCGGGACCCUGGACCUCAUGGCCCACCUGCGCGGCCUCUGCCCCCCUCCCUCUCCCUCUCCCCCCCAGCAGCAGCAGCAGCGGGGCCCGCCCUCCGUCCUGAUGCUGAUGCCCUGCCACUCCACCCCCUUCUACAGCCACAUCCACUGCCCGCUGCAGAUGCGCUUCCUGCAGUGCCCCCCCGACCUGGACGGAAGGGCCGACUACCAGGACGAGGCCGACGCCUUCUACGCCGCCCCCCUCCCGUGGCUCCAGCGGGAGUUCGGCACAGCCAACGCCUCCUCCACGCCGCCCCCCACACACCUGGCCCUCUUCCGGGGCCUCCAGAAGGAGAUCGGCCCCUUCCUCUGUGCGCACGGCUACAAGCACCGCGCCGCCUUCUUCCACACGCACCUGCCGCAAGGGCGGGUCGGGAGCCACGUGGACCUCUACGAGCGGGACCCGAAAGGGAGCUGAGGCGCAGCCGGGCGCAAGGGAGGAGGAGGAGGAGGAGGAGGAGGAGGAGGAGACCUUCCCUGCAACCGGAUCCCGGGACGCUCUCUGCAGCGAGGCCAAGUUUGAUAAAGAACAGGACUCUGCUUUGUUUUCCCCCAA